Messenger RNA from Pocillopora damicornis (cauliflower coral), 4482 nucleotides. RefSeq lists its product as uncharacterized. The record is from RefSeq and is a predicted model, not a curated record. Gene Ontology annotation, molecular function: protein serine/threonine kinase activity; ATP binding. NCBI's taxonomy places the organism in Eukaryota, Metazoa, Cnidaria, Anthozoa, Scleractinia, Pocilloporidae. Gene Ontology annotation, biological process: protein phosphorylation.
UAUUUGCAUAUUCACAGUUUGGGAGGCAAGGUAUAGACGCACUACAGCGCAAACUAGAGCAAAGCUCGUAGGUUUUCAAGCGAAAGUGUUGGCUUCACUCACACUUGACGAUGUCUUUUUACAAUCCUCAGCAAGCAGAAAUCUGAGCUAGAGAAUGCAAGUCGACGUUCACAGUUUUUCACGGAAAAUUCUCUGUCGAAGCCAUUGCGACAGUUGCAAAAAAGUCAUCCGAUUUCUUGGGGUGCGUUGCCAGGAUUGCAGGUUGAAAUAUCACCAACAUUGCUCGACAUCUCCUUCAGCGGAGUGCGAUCGUCGAUGCCGAAAACAUCAUGCCGGAAAAACAAGAGCUAACCGAUUUUGGCGAAAAAGGCAGAAUGCUUGUGGGAAGUGGUCAUUACAUCACGUCACCCUGGAACAACUCGCUCGGAAAGGAACACAACAAACAAUUGUACCCUUAAGUGCUAAAGGUAAAAUCCGACAAAAACUUAUCAAUGGACUAUACGAGUCCUUCUGUUACAGCCCGAGGCAUGCUCUCGAUUUUCGACCGAAUAACUCGGAUGAAUUACAAGGGACACCGCUCACGGUAACAAUUGAGCGACAUCCUUCACCGGAAAGGUAUUACCCUUCACGAAUUUGUGAAAACCUGACCACAAUAGACCAAGACGACGCGGUUAACGAAAAUCUUUUGGCAAGCUCCAACUGGCACCGUGCAAACUCUUGGUCAACAUCAGCUAGUUGUGCAUAUUCUUCCGGCUAUUCGUCUGCGAAUACAUCGUGUCCUUCUUCAGCUAAUUCACACCGCAGUACCUCGCCUACACCAGAUUUUUCCAACAUUAAACUUUUAAGCGCAACUUUAGAGGAUUACAACGGUGAAAAUAACAGUUUUUCAGAGGAUGGCGGUCUAGGGAUUGGUACUGACGAUGUGGAUUUAGGAGAUGAGUAUUUAACAGAACCUUGCGAUUUUUUUGCUACUUGGCCUCAAAAGAACAGAAUGCAAGACAAGCACAGAGUCAACAAGCGAAUAUUUUCCGCUGAUGACUUCCAGGCAUUUAGGUAUCACGAACCACUACCCACGGUAAAUAAAAGCUUGAAAAGAGAUGAGCAGGAUGAAGAGGAUAUCAAGAAAUCUCUUCGAGAAUGGAGCAUCCCUUAUUCAGACUUACAGUUUGGGGAAAUAGUGGGUGUCAGCCCCAAAGGAUAUGUUUACAAGGGGAGAUGGCAUGGGGACAUCAUGAUUCACACGCGGCGGAGGUCAACGAAAGAAGACGUCGAGGAAUUCCUUAACGAAGUGUCUGUGUUGAGUAUGAUCAGACAUGAAAAUGUUGUUCUCUUCAUGGGCGCGUGUCUUGAACCACCCAACCUUGCAGUCAUCACCAGUGUAAGAAGAGGUUUAUCACUCUACAACCAUCUUCAUGUACGGCAGGAUUUGUUCUCAUGGCAGUUUAAGAUUUCUAUUGCGAAGCAAAUAGCACAGGGUAUGAGCUAUCUUCAUGCAAAAGGCAUCGUUCUCCCGGCCCUUACCACCAUGAACGUGUUUCUAGAGUCCAAAGUCAAGCUCUGUGUUUCAGGAUAUUGCAACAGGACAACACGAGUUGAAAGGGAGGGAUAUGCCAGCAUACCACAAGGACACCUGACAUACCUGGCUCCAGAGCUCAUGCGCACACUUUCAAGGAAAGGCUGUGUUUUAUCCACAGAGGAAAAGAACUCUGACUGGUCAAACGUGUAUGCGUAUAGCACGAUCCUGUACGAGAUUUUAACUGGCAGAUGGCCCUUAAACUUCCCAACACAUUCCAUCAUAUGGAUGAUCGGCAAAGGAAAACAAGAAAGCGUUGCACAUCUACAGUGCCCGGAAUCCUUCAAGAAACUUAUAAAAGACUGUUGGAGUAACAACCCUAAAAGCCGACCGGAAUUCAGCCGGAUCGCUGAGUUUCUUCAGCAACAGAACGUCCCUCCAGAGCUUGCUCGUAGAAGAAUCAGCUUCUCGGAGCCGGAAAAAAUGAACUUUGUUGGCCGUAAGAUGAAUACGUUAUCUAUAAAGUAAUUCCUGCUGCCAAACAUGUCGGCAUCAUUCGGCCGAAUAGCCGCAGUGAUUAUGCUUUAAAAUGAUCACUUCGAGCAAGUUUACCACAGCAUACUUCCAUACGUAUUUGAAAAGGUGUAAUGCUGUUGGAAGCGUUCGACAAUAACUUAGGCCAAUAGUUAUUGUUCUUGCGAGAUGAAGAGCUUUCGGCAUAUUUGUAAAAUACUGAGUGGUGUUUCAACUCAGGGGGUUACCGUGCAUGGGACAUCCUCGCUGCUUCAUCGAUAAUAGAACACUCCACGAAUAUUUUGGCCAGUAAAAAUUAUUUGUAGACGAUAAUCAUGGGUGCUCCCAAAGUUUUCAGAUUACCUUCGUUUGAAAUUCAGUUUUUUUAUCUUCAUACCUUUUCAUGUUCAAACUUUCUGGGGCUGAACAAUCAGAGAAAACUAAGAGUCUUGUAAAUUCAAAGCUAUUAGGCCAAAGCAGGUGCCUCUAUGUUUAAGCGACAAGUUUACAUUUGAUAAAGAAAAAGCAAAAAGGAAAUAAUAGUGCAUACCGUAUAUGCCUUUGCUCCAAGCAUGAAGACAGCUGUCGCUACAAAAACAAUGAUUUGUGAUUUAUAUGUGAUAUUUUUUAACUUAUAUCGGGGUAUUUUAGUAAGAAAAACAACUAAUAAGCAUCAAAAGGUCUAUAAAAAGGGCUGAUCAUUAGAAUCGAUUGAACUACUGAAAUCAAAAGACUUGUUUUGACACAUCAGUAUGUAGAGAAUACUUUCAUCUUUUAUACUUUAUUUGAUAUUGACCGGCAUUGUUGCCUUUGCAUUACUAUUGUAGUUUUGUAUAUUUUAUGAAAGUUUAAUUCUUUUUAUCUUUAUGUCCACGAGGCGAACUUCGCCCUGUGUAACGCACACAUUUUUUCGUAUUGACGGCCCCUGUCGCUCUAGGGAAGGAAUAAAAUGGUAGAACCUUGAAAGUAUCAGCAGAAAAAAGACUUGGAUUAUCCGAUGAAAUGUUUUGAAUACAUAUUUAGUGCUUUACUUGCGAGGUUCAACAUUGUGAUACUGUUCCACCAGCAUCAUUGGUGGCCAUAGCAUUUAAACUAAUGCAGUUUAAUUCAAGUUUAUCGCGAUAAGUUACUGACCGGUUCGUAUCAAAGCUGCAUCAGGCGCUCAAGUCUUAGUAUGUGGCAAACCCUACUGUUUCUGUUAACAAAGUGAGUUAAAACUUUGAGGCACAAGAGAAACGGGUGACCCAGGUAAGGGGAGGUUGAACGGAAAUUUUGCGAUAUGUUCCCUAUAUGUCCUAAACCAAAGAUUCACACGGCAGUGUUUAGUGGGACUCGUGUCAAAGGGAAUCAUUUUUACUCAAAUACAAAAAUAUUUUUAUCGGUUGUAACUUCGUCCAACAUUUGAGAACAUGUUUUUUUUAUACAGGUACUAUGAUUACUUUUUAAAUUUUGUGGGGGGAUCGUGUAGUGACUUCAUCCAACAAUUGAGAGCAUGUUUUUUUUAUGGUACAUUUUUUUCUUUAGGAUGCAAAUUUAGCACUUUUUAAAUUUUGUAGGGUAUCGUUUAUAGCGACGCAAGGUUCUGUCUCACUUCCCCAUGGGGUUUCUCCGUGUAUUGAUAUUUUUCGGGCGGCUUCCCACCUCCCCUUAGAGGUAGGUCAAGUUCACUGAGUUUCUAAAAGACGUUGAAUGAAGGGAUUAAUUUUUUGUUUGUUGUACUGAUCUCAAGUGCUGGCCACUUGAUAAAACUUCUCCGACUUGCAGGCAAUGAAAGAGAACUUGAUCAACCAACAAACAAACAACAUGUGAAGAAACAAGAUAUGAUUAAGUUAUAGGAUGAGCGACAAUUGAUAGUUGAAAAUGUUAUCGCUAUGAUCCUCUUCUCUUGAUUAGCUAUUCUUCUUGUGCUGGAAUCGCAUAGGGUGAGGGUAGGGUUUGGGGUACACUGCUGAUAUAAAAGUGACGGGGAUGUGAAGAAAUAUCGAUGCAACAUUCUCAGGCCUUGUUGUAACGUCUUACUCGUAAUGAACCGGUUUGGACUGAACGAAAUAGCUAUGGUACAGAGUUGAAUGGCUGCGUUUGAAGUGAUCCUUUUUGAAGUAAGGAAUUCGUGUUUUUAAAAACAAUCUUCAUUUGUUUCUCCGUCACUUUGACUUCUCAGUUUUGUUAAAGAAAUAGUUGAAUAGCAGGACGUGAUGUUUACUAUGUAAACUUUGAUUGAAAAUCAAUCUCAAGUAAGCUGUUACAUCGCCGAAAACAUAUUUUGUUGUCGUUUUCGGCUGGUUUACGAAUUUCAGUUUUAUUUCUUUGACACUUUUUGCAUAUAGCAGAUCAGCUUCUUUUCUCGUGAAUGCAUGACGAUUGUGGACAUGUGUAACUGAUUUAUUGAGUAACUGGUUAAUUGAAAGCCUGAAAUUAUUGUAUAAAGAAAUCUUAAAUAAAAAGUUUGAAAGGAG